This is a messenger RNA of Owenia fusiformis, 3184 nucleotides long. The record is from the annotation of a GenBank genome assembly. NCBI's taxonomy places the organism in Eukaryota, Metazoa, Annelida, Polychaeta, Sabellida, Oweniidae.
UGCUUUUCUGUCCUUUAUACUCACUCCCACCCUACCUAAGGCAAACCCUUUGCGCUUUUCUGUCCUUUAUGCUCACUCUCUCCUUUUAUAAGGCCAGUCCUUUUGCACUUCUUUUCCCCAGGAAGAUCCUAGUGUUGGAAUAUCAGAAGAUGAUUUCCUCAAUGAGCUAUUAGCAACAAACAGUGGAGCUUACACAAUAGAGGACGAAAACAUUGAUCAUGAAGUCACUGUUAAUGCUGAUUCAACUGAUGAUGUCCCUGCAAGAGUGCUUGACUCCAAUAUGGAUUUCAUUGCUUCCUCAACUGAUUCAGUAGAUGCCAGGGAUAGUGGUUACAUAGCAUCGCAAGAGUCCAUAUCAACUGAUGUCCCAUCUACUGUCAGCCUUAAUCUGUCAAGUGGAACUUCCUCUGAGGGAAGCAUUGAAGCAGAAAGUCAAACCAGUAAGUUUUACUCGGAGCCAGAACUUAAAGGUUUGCGUGGCACCCAGCGAUAUACAAGCCCACCUGAUGGACGCAGUCUCAGUUUGGGAAGGAUGAUAGCCAAUCAGAGAUUGGAGGAUCAGAGGUUGCCAGUUGAGCUACUUAGCUCUGCCGGUUCAAUGGAGGAAAUUGAAAUUGGCUCAGGGACACGAUAUGCAACUCCAAAACUCAGCCAUCAUGACUCAAAAAAGAAACAAUGGUCAUCAAUACUUCGUGCCAAUUUGGAUGAUUCCUCAAAAUCAACAGGGAAAGCAUCAGUGGCUUUUAAUGACAAAGUUCAACUGUCUUUAUAUGAUAAGGACCAGAAGAUUGAAUCCUCCAAAGAAGAUCGCACUCAUGGAACUGGCUCUAUUGUAAAACACACAACAGAUGGUCCUCUGACAUCAGAGGGAAGUGAUUUCUGCCUGUUCCAACCUGAAAAGAAAAUGGAAUCAAAGUUCAAAGGAGGUCAGGUAGUCAUUGAUACACCUAUGAAACCCAAGGACCUUAGAGAACUGAUACAAGGAAAGAUAUCACACAGGGAUUCAAUACCUUUAGCCAAGGCAGUUCAAAAUAAUCAAAAGACUGAAAAGCCUAGAAAGCCCAGGCAAUCAAAGACUAAUGGAGAAGAACGUGAGAUUGAUACGAAACAGACAAAACAAGUUGGCGCAAUUGAAAUGAAACCAGAAACAAUCAAAAAGCCAAAUGAUCUUAAAAACUUGCCUCAUUUUGGUGCUGAUCCAAGUAAAACUCUGAAAAUGAAACAAACUUGUGGUGGCUCACAUAGGGAAUCUCGAUCUGAAGUGUUACUCUCCCCUAGCCAAUUGCUGCAACAUUAUUUAAAGGUAAAUGAGGAUGGGGCUGAAACAGUUCCUAUAUAUACAACCCCUUCCCAGCUGUGGCAUCAUAUCAACCAUAGGUACUUAGAGAAUUCUGACAUUCUACAAUCCCAGAGUUACAAUCCACCAUCUGACAGUGUACAACAAAUGCAUCAGUCCCCACCAAGGGCUCACUCUGAGCUGUAUUUUCCUAUGUAUAUUACACCAUCUGAGCUGUUUAAACUUCAGUGUGAUAGGGAACAAACACUUGAUAAACUUGAAACUGAUGAUUAUAGUACACCUUCUGUUUUAUUGAAAAAGACAGAAGAUAGGGCAACUGGUCUUGAACAAUCUGAUCUAUCAAAACUACCUGACUAUACAACACCUUCAGUCCUACACAAUCAGAUUGAAGAAAAAGAGAAGAGAAGAGAAAAAGAAAAGAGAAGAGAAGCUAUGGCUGCCACACCUUCUGAACUAUUUAAGAGGACACAAGAUCGAGCUACAAGUCUUGCACAAUCUGAUCUAUCAGAUCUACCAGUCUAUACUGCACCAUCGGGCUUGUACAGAAAGACUGAAGAGGAUAAUAAAAAUCUUGAUAUGCUGAUGAAAAAUGUAGGUAGAGGUAUUGAAAAGCUGAGAAGUGAAGAUAAAGCCAGAGUAGCUGAACAAUCAAAUUUUGCAAUAGGUACAACUUCAGGCCUAAACAGACAAAUUGAAGAGAAUAAGGAAGGUCUUGACAAACUGAUGAGAAAUGCAGAUAGAGUCAAAGGACUUAACCAAACUGACCUAUCAAAUCUACAAGAUUAUACAGGAUUAGCUGGUUCAGCUGGUACAGACAAAAUAGCAGAAAGUGAACAGAGCAAAAAAACUUCUGUUCUCCCUGGAAGAUCCUCCGAGAUUCCUUCAGAGUUGCCCAGUAGAGGCCUUUCCAGUGCAUCAUUUGCUAGCUGCAAGACCCCAUCUGAGGUAAUGGAUAUUCUCAACAGAAAUGACAUGUUGCCUCAUAUCCCUGGUAUGCCAUCAUACACUUCUGAAAGUGCAUCUAAACCUGCAAGUAUAAAGAGUGAUGCCUUGAGUAGCAGGUUCAGCAGUGGUUUUCCCCUCAGAUCAUCUGAGAGUGACCCUCAAGGAUAUUUCUCCAGCCCUGAAGCAUUUUGUACUUGGGCCACCCAGGUUCUAGCAUAUAUCCCUGGUAGUGAAAUUUAUAUUAAGCCCAUGCUGGAGGAAUUUUUUGAAAAAGAGGGCAAAGCAGUUCUAGAUGAUGUAAUUAAACAAGAAGCUGGUGCUUUGGGAAAGCAGGGAGACACCAAUGAUAAAGUAAAACAGGAUGAAACUGAUGCUGAAUUAAACAAAAAAGAUUUCCAGGUUGUGCGUAAUCCAAGUUACUUUGCUUUCUCUGAUAGUGAAGAAGAAGAGGAAACAGAUGUCAAUCUGAAGGUAUAAUGGCAAUUAAGAUUUAUAGCUUAGUGUAAAGGUCAAGAGAAAUAACAUAGGAAUCUUCUAUUUCAAAUGCAUACAUGAAAAACUCAUGUAAAAAUCUAAUCAUAUGACAAUGUGGGAGAGUGGCCGAAGCAUCAAGUUCUAUGAAAGGUAAACCUAACAUAGACUAUUAAGCUUAGGUUAAGAUUUAACUCUAUUUAAUGAGAGCUCUUAUAACCUGAAACCACUUCAAAGUGUUCCAUGGAAACCUCAAUGUAGGCCAGAUGAGAAGGUAUAGGUAUAUAUAGUAUGGCAGUAAAUAUGCUAGGCUUCGUGGAGAGCGUUAACAUUAUGUUUGAUUUACAAUGAUUCAAUGGAUCUCGAAUGAAUACCACCAGUCUGCAGAUAAAGAUAAUACAGUGCACAUGUUAUGUAUUACUUGUAUUGAUAAACAUCCCUGACCUCUUAAUCAAGUCCUUACCUUGAAAA